Messenger RNA from Carya illinoinensis, 2066 nucleotides. Its product is annotated as ammonium transporter 3 member 1-like. The coding region runs from base 233 to 1774 and encodes 513 amino acids. Gene Ontology annotation, biological process: ammonium transmembrane transport. Gene Ontology annotation, molecular function: ammonium channel activity. The record is from RefSeq and is a predicted model, not a curated record. Gene Ontology annotation, cellular component: plasma membrane. The transcript has 6 exons. NCBI's taxonomy places the organism in Eukaryota, Viridiplantae, Streptophyta, Magnoliopsida, Fagales, Juglandaceae.
GGACAUUUUAAGAUCCUUUUCACCUUUUUUGGCAUGUCGAGUCAAGUCUUUUUGGGUGCCAUCUUGUGAAAUUGUUCUGUAGCAAUAGCAGCCCUAAGCGAAUCUGGUUCCUGGCGCGCAGGCUUUAAGAAUGAAUUAAUUCUUGAGUUUAUCGAGUGAAAGCCAAUAUAAAACUCCUAGGGACUGAUUCAAGCGGUAAAGGCGUUGGACUUGGAAGUAUGCUCAUAUCAGCAUGAUUAUUGAUGGCUUGGUGUUGGGUGCAAAAGAGCAAAAGUUGUUAAGCUAUCUAGCCAGCCAAGCCAUGGCUGCUCCUCCACCGAACCCGGUUCCAGUAGCGUACCAGGCCGGCACCUCUCUGGCGGUGCCGCCCUGGUUGAACAAAGGAGACAACGGGUGGCAGAUGAUAGCGGCUACCCUCGUCGGUCUGCAAAGCGUGCCGGGGCUCGUCAUACUCUACGGUAGUAUUGUCAAGAAGAAAUGGGCCGUGAAUUCUGCGUUCAUGGCUUUGUACGCUUUUGCUUCAGUAGUUAUCUGCUGGGUAACGUGGGGUUACAAGAUGUCCUUCGGACACAAGCUCCUUCCCUUCUGGGGAAAAGGCGGCCCGGCUCUGGGCCAGAAGUUCCUUCUCGAAUGGACUACUCUACCCGAAACCACUCAGUAUUUCGGUAAUGGCGAGGUCGAGACGCCCAUGGCUCGGCCAUACUUCCCUAUGGCCACGAUGGUGUGGUUUCAGUGCGUGUUUGCUGCGAUCACGAUAGUAAUAUUAGCGGGGUCGCUGCUGGCAAGGAUGAACAUCAAGGCGUGGAUGAUGUUCGUGCCACUGUGGCUCACUUUCUCUUACACCGUUGGAGCCUUCAGCUUGUGGGGUGGUGGGUUCUUGUUUCAUUGGGGUGUCAUAGACUAUUCCGGUGGUUAUGUCAUCCAUCUUUCUUCGGGUAUUGCCGGAUUUACUGCUGCUUAUUGGGUAGGACCAAGAUCAAGAAACGACAGAGAGAGAUUUCCUCCAAACAACGUGUUGUUGAUGUUGGCAGGAGCAGGGCUUUUGUGGAUGGGAUGGGCGGGGUUCAAUGGUGGAGAUCCUUACGCAGCCAACAUUGACUCCUCCAUGGCAGUUCUCAACACCAACAUAUGCGCCGCAACCAGCCUUUUAGUCUGGACGUGGCUCGAUGUCAUCUUCUUUAAGAAACCCUCAGUAAUUGGAGCAGUUCAGGGUAUGAUCACGGGCCUCGUUUGCAUCACGCCUGGUGCAGGUCUUGUUCAGGGAUGGGCAGCUAUAAUCAUGGGAGUUUUGUCAGGCAGUGUUCCAUGGUUCACAAUGAUGAUCAUACACAAAAGGUCAAAACUUCUGCAGAAGGUUGACGACACGCUUGGCGUGUUCCACACCCACGCUGUGGCUGGUUUGCUGGGCGGAAUUCUCACCGGGAUCUUUGCAGAGCCCCAGUUGUGCAACCUCUUUCUGCCCAUCGUAAGUUCUAGGGGAGGAGUCUAUGGAGGUACUGGAGGAAAGCAGGUCCUCAAACAGAUGGUAGGUGGUCUAUUCAUCAUUGGAUGGAACCUCGUGGUGACUACUGUUAUCUGCAUUGUGAUAAAUUUGGUGAUUCCUCUGCGCAUGCCGGAGGCAGAAUUGUUCAUAGGGGACGAUGCUGUUCAUGGAGAGGAAGCAUACGCAUUGUGGGGUGAUGGAGAGAAGUAUGAUCCUUCAAGACAUGACAUUUUCUUGGAUGAUACUUCUCACAUUAAUCCCUCAAGUACUGGUACUACCCAGGUGGUCUAAAGGAGAAAUAAUUGUGGAAAUUGAUUAAUGCUUUGUGUAUUCUUAAUUAAUGUCAUUAGUUUUGAAUGUUAGACAAAAAGAUUGAAAAAAUAAAUCCGUCAUGAUUUGUGAGAACAUCUUGUAGAUGAUAUAUACACCUCUCAAGUCAUGAUGUGGUUUUAAAAUAGUUGGGAUUUUCAUUUACAACACACGUCAUUCACAUGGUAUGGUACUAUGGUUUCUGGUGUAAAGACUUUUAAAUAGCAUUACUCUAUAUUAUAAAUAAUAAUGAUAAAUACUCUUUAAUUUCUUA